ACAAUUCAACUCAUUCGUGUCAUGGCCUAUCUCGAGCAGAAACAAAGCCACUUGAUACUUUCUCCAUGUGAAACGGCAACCCAUCUUUUCCACAAACUAUAGGAGACGAAGGGAGAGGGACCUGUGAAAGCAAAGCUCCAACUCCCAAGAGAUAGGGGAAGAGAGCAGCGCUCGGCCUUGUCUCCAAUGUCCGGGUUCAUAAUAGACGAGCUCCCCCUCCUCCUUCUUCCUGCUCUGGUAGCCCUCUUCUUCUACGUCAACCUCGUCAGAUGGAAGAGGCUGAAGAGGUUGAACCUCCCACCUGCCGGUAGCGGUUGGCCUUUCAUCGGCGACACCUUCGCAUACCUCAAGCCUCAUCUGGCCACCUCCACUGGCCUGUUCAUGGAGCAACACAUCUCCAGGUACGGGAAGAUCUAUCGGUCUAAUCUCUUCGGUGAGCCGACCAUAGUCUCAGCCGACGCGGGCUUGAACCGCUUCGUACUUCAGAACGAAGGGAAGCUGUUCCAGUGCAGUUACCCGAAGAGCAUCGGAGGAAUUCUCGGGAAGUGGUCGAUGCUGGUUCAGGUGGGAGAAAUGCACAGGGAGAUGCGGAUGAUCUCUCUCAACUUCAUGAGCAACGUGAGGCUCCGGUCGCAUCUCUUGCCGGAGGUGGAGCGCCACACGCUGCUUGUGCUGCGGUCUUGGAGGGAGAAUUCUCCUUUCUCUGCUCAGGAAGAAGCUAAGAAGUUCACCUUCAAUUUGAUGGCCAAGAACAUCAUGAGCAUGGACCCAUGUGAACCUGAGACCGAGAAGCUGAGGCUGGAGUACAUAACCUUCAUGAAGGGUGUAGUAUCUGCCCCUCUAAACUUCCCCGGAACUCCAUACUGGAAGGCCUUGAGGUCACGGUCAAACAUCCUGAGGGUCAUCGAGCAAAAGAUGGAGCAGAGGAUCCAGGAGAAGAGCGAGAGACAAGGAGGAGCAGAGGAUCUCCUUGGAUGGUCUUUAAAGGAGUCAAACCUGUCCAAAGAACAGAUCCUCGAUCUCUUGCUGAGCUUGCUCUUUGCUGGCCAUGAGACCUCAUCGAUGGCCUUGGCUUUGGUUAUCUUUUUCCUCGAAAGCUGCCCGAAAGCUGUUCGACAACUGCGGGAAGAGCACAGCGAGAUCGACCGAAAGAAGCAACGAGGAGAGGCUGGUCUAAACUGGGAAGACUACAAGCAAAUGGAGUUCACCCGAUGCGUUAUAAACGAGACCCUGCGGCUUGGCAACGUCGUAAGGUUCGUGCACAGAAAGGUUCUACAGGAUUUGCAGUACAAAGGAUACGACAUCCCCUGCGGAUGGAAAAUUCUUCCGGUGUUUGCUGCGGUUCACUUGGACUCUUCUGUUUAUGAUCAUCCUCAUCAAUUCAACCCGUGGAGGUGGCAGAACAACUCCUCCAGCGUGACGGCGGCGACGAACAACUUCAUGGCUUACGGCGGUGGCCCCCGUCUCUGCGCGGGCUCCGAGCUCGCCAAGCUCGAGAUGGCGGUCUUCUUGCACCACCUCGUACUGCGCUACAGGUGGGAGUUAGCCGAGCCGGAUCAAGCGUUCGCCUUCCCCUUCGUGGAGUUCCGAAAGGGACUCCCCAUAAAAGUAUACUCCAUACAUGACAGUCCUGUGUGACAUCUCAAGAGUCUUCUGUUUACAUUUGAAUACACGUACGAAGGAGCAGUGGUUAUAUAUACGUGUGUGUAUGUUCAAGCUCUGAAUAAGGUUAAUUGGUCACUUGGGUGCAUAGUACAGAUAUAGGCAAAUUGGUGGAGCAA
Messenger RNA from Musa acuminata subsp. malaccensis (wild Malaysian banana), 1781 nucleotides. Its product is annotated as cholesterol 22-monohydroxylase CYP90B52. Lineage: Eukaryota; Viridiplantae; Streptophyta; Magnoliopsida; Zingiberales; Musaceae. Gene Ontology annotation, molecular function: iron ion binding; monooxygenase activity; oxidoreductase activity, acting on paired donors, with incorporation or reduction of molecular oxygen. Gene Ontology annotation, biological process: sterol metabolic process. The record is from RefSeq and is a predicted model, not a curated record.